ACUGGUGGUCAUCAUGAUGAAGAGUCAGACUAACUCUGAAUUCUUUCCAGAGAUGCUUCCCAAACCCUCCCUCAGUGCCUUGUCCAGCUUAGUGGUUGGACACAGAGGAGACGUGACCCUGAGGUGCCAGUCUCACUUCCAGAAUGUGACAUUCAUGCUGAGGAAGCUGCGGCACUCCGGGUACAGGCAGGAGCAGAGAUCCACAGAACACAAGGCUGAAUUCCUCCUCAUUCACCUGGAACGGAAGGAUGCUGGGAUGUACUUUUGUGCCUACAAGAUGAUGAUCUCCGAGGAGUGGUCAGGGGAGAGUGAAUACCUGCAGCUGAAGGUCAAAGAUGACCACAAUGGACGUGGAGCUACUGGAGUAAAAAAUGGUAAGAUAAUUUGAGAGAUGUUUUUCCAAAUUAUAUCCACCUCAUGAGGCAGGCAUUCCCCUUUGAAUAAAAGGCACA
Messenger RNA from Callorhinus ursinus (northern fur seal), 452 nucleotides. The record is from RefSeq and is a predicted model, not a curated record. NCBI's taxonomy places the organism in Eukaryota, Metazoa, Chordata, Mammalia, Carnivora, Otariidae.